CCAUUUCAGUCAACUUCACCCAAUAGAUGUCUUUCUGGGGGCUAACCGCUUAACUCACCUCAUUUUAGGGGCACGAAGCCUCCAUUGCACUGAACGCGUUCCUCGGGCCCCGAUUCACCUGUUUCGUUGCACCGUCUUGUCAGCAGUCCUACAUUCUGAUAUUUCCCCCAUCUGCGUUCCCCGUCCCCUUCGGGUGAUCUCAUCUUGCAGCUUCUCAUGGAAGAGAGCCAGACCGAUGGCCAGGGGGCCAGUGGCCCUGACGAAGCACCCGAGCCUUCUUUUCCCACCCGCAGAGCUUGCGAUGCAUGUCGUUCCCGCAAGGUCCGCUGUAAUCGAGAAUCUCCUUGCUCUCACUGCCUGCAAGCGAAGAUUGAGUGCACCCACGCAGACAGCAGGCCCAGGGAGAAGCGCACCCGUGUGCUCAUCACUCCACAAUAUGAGAGGAAGAUUGACCUCAUCGACCGCCGGCUCGAGGGCGUCAUCCGUCUGCUAGAAGAUCUGAAAACCAACUUACCCGCCUCUAAUACGCAACCACAACCUCCCACGCAAAACUUCAAUGACAGCUCCCACGCCGGCGUCAAAGCCAACCCUACCGCUACCAUAUCAACCUCGACAUGUCCAUGUCCAACCCCACCUAACCAUGCCCUCCCCCAUAUCCCCGGGGGUUCCGUCAUCGAAGGGGACUCGUCUCUCACUGCCCACUCGGUCUUCGCCAACGAGUUCCUCCAAAAGGUGGUCAACACCGAGUCGUUGCAGGACGCCAGUCUGGAGAUGCGCGAAACCCUCGACUCCCUACAUCACAUCGUCAACGCCCUGAAACAGCCGACAGCCUCGAGCGAAAUGACGUAUCCGAAUGCAAGACGCUUGCCCCGUCCUUCCUCCAAGCACGGCUCCGAAAUGCCUCCCAUCACAAAAGCCGUCGCAAUGAUACGCCUUGCCAAGUCUCACAGCUUAGUGUCGACCACUUGGAUGUUCGAGUUGAUCCCCAUGCAGCACUUCUCCGAGGUCUGCCUGGGCGUCUACUUCGCCGACGAUUACAGCGAGGCCGACUUCAUCUCGGCUAACGCGGGUCUCCAUUGCAUGUUCCAGGACUACGCCAACAUGCAUGCCGCGGGGUCCGAGAAGGAGGAAUACCUUCGCUUCGCCCGAAUGUGCCGCGAGAACCUCGAAACCGCCCUGGCCAACUUGCCGCUCCAUCUCCCGACGACCUCGGACUCCAUUAUCGCUCUUCUUUUCGGGACAUUCUACACCAUCGAAAUAUCAAAACCGUCCCUUGCGUGGGCCUUAAUCUCCAAAUCAUCGGAGCUCUGCCAAACUCUUGGCUAUCAUCGAGCGAGCUCUUUCAAGAACGACACACCUGUGGAAAGGAAGCUCAAACUGAUGCUCUUCUGGUCCACAUACUUUCUCGAAAAGAGCCUGUCUCUCCGCCUCGGACGUGCGUCGACUAUACAAGACUGGGACGUGACCACCCCGCUACCAACGCCGACCAGUCCCGACGACAGUCCCUUCAUGGCGUAUUGCAGCCUCUGGGUCAAGGCUGCCGGGUGCCAGGGCGAUAUAUAUCAGCAGCUCUACAGCCCUGAUUCUCUCACCCAGCCCGACCACGUCCGGGAAGCCCGAGUGAGGAGACUGGUCUCUCAACUGGAAGACAUCUCUGCCAAAGUGUCUACCAUGUCUGCCGAAUGGGUCAAGAAGGCGAAGCAAAUUGUAGGAGACACCAUGGUGGAGUUCUUCCUCGUUUCCGACGACGUCCUCUAUCUGUCGCUUCUCACCCUCGUAUAUCGAGCGGCCCCUCGCCCAGCUUCAUCGCCCACCACCUUCAGCGACGAGUGCAUCAAAGCUGCGCGCGCGACGCUGGCUAGGCACCAGGACUGCAUGGAAGUCCUGGAGAAGUCCAAUUCGAUCUUCUUCCCGACUUAUGUCCACUGGACGCUACUCUUCUCCCCCUUUAUCCCGUUUAUCGUCAUCUUCUGCCAGGUCAUUGAGACGCUGGACCAGGCCGACCUGGCGCGCCUGCACCAAUUUGUCACGUCCAUACAGUCAGCACCGGCCCUCUCGGAGGCAGCAGCCAAGAUGCACCGCCUGUUCCAAGUUCUCUACAGCGUGGCCCUGCGCUACGUCGAGUUCCGCAUCGCGACACCGCCGGCGGGGCAGUUGCAGGCGAGCGCCGAGAUGGAAGGGUACCUGGCUGCUUUGGGCUUUCCUUCGACUGGCCUCGGCGACGCGCAGCAGCAUCAACAGCAGCAGAACCCACACGAGGAACAGUCACAACAAACACCCGACUUUGGCAAUAGCCCGUUCGGCCAGGGAGUACCGGGAAAUGUGGGGGCGCUCGGUGAAGGCCAGCAGCGGGCCGUCAACCCCAUGAUGUGGAUGGGUAACGGAGCACAGCUGGAGGAUUGGUUUUACAGCAACCAGCAAAUGAUGGGACUGCUCCAGCAGUCAGACUUCACGUUUCCUCAUCAAAACUAGACGAGUGUUCCUCUGUCACGAGACUGGAAACGAGACCACAACUUGCAACACCGACUCUUGUGGGGGAAUAAGAGAGCGAACGGUCUGUGGGAAAUUGAAGUCCUCAAGUUUCCCCCUCGACUCUUUGCAGAUGGGUCCUUAAUUCUUAGAAAUGAAUGCUUUUGAGUGAAACGGGCUCGGUCUAAUCACUGGAACAGCGGACAGACAUACAUCCGACCUUCAG
This is a messenger RNA of Sodiomyces alkalinus F11, 2695 nucleotides long. RefSeq names its product fungal-specific transcription factor domain-containing protein. Gene Ontology annotation, molecular function: DNA binding; DNA-binding transcription factor activity, RNA polymerase II-specific; zinc ion binding. Gene Ontology annotation, biological process: DNA-templated transcription; regulation of DNA-templated transcription. The transcript is spliced from 8 exons. NCBI's taxonomy places the organism in Eukaryota, Fungi, Ascomycota, Sordariomycetes, Glomerellales, Plectosphaerellaceae. The record is from RefSeq and is a predicted model, not a curated record. Bases 217 to 2472 code for a protein of 751 amino acids.